Messenger RNA from Coffea arabica (coffee), 801 nucleotides. RefSeq lists its product as uncharacterized. NCBI's taxonomy places the organism in Eukaryota, Viridiplantae, Streptophyta, Magnoliopsida, Gentianales, Rubiaceae. The record is from RefSeq and is a predicted model, not a curated record. Gene Ontology annotation, molecular function: RNA-DNA hybrid ribonuclease activity; nucleic acid binding.
AUGAGGGCGAAAUGUGAGAAAGGGGAUCCUGUGUGUAGGUGCUGUGGAGAAAGUAUAGAGACAUUGGAGCAUAUGUUUUUCAUGUGCAGUAAUGCUAGAGCAAUUUGGAAAGCUGCUCCAUUGAGCUGGGAGGGCUUGGAGGUGUUUAAUAAGAGUUUUUGGCAUUGGUGGGAAGAGCUUAGGGGGGCCACGGGUAGGGAUACAGUAGUAGAUAAGGUAGUGCUGGAAUGGAAUGAGUAUCAAUUGGCCCAGGAUGCAGGGAUAGUGGAAGAGGGUAAUAGUGCAGGAAAGGUGGGGGCAACCAGAGGCUGGGAGAAACCACAAGAUAAUUGGAUUAAGAUCAAUACGGAUGCAGCCCUGAACAUGAAGCGAGGCAAAGCUGGAUGGGGCAUUGUGGCAAGAGAUAGGCAUGAGAGGGUGAUAAGAUCCUGGGCAUGUCCAACUACAUGCUGUGCAGAUGCAAAAGUUGAGGAAGCCUUGGUGAUCAGGGAGGCGAUGGGGCUAGCCAGGAGAGAGGGAUGGAGGAAGGUGGAGUUUGAAUCGGAUUGUAAAUUGGUGGUAGAUAAGAUUAAUGCGUAUGAGGAAGAGAGUAGCAUAGCUAUUAUACUGGCAGAUAUUUGGAGCCUGCGUACUAAAUUUGAUAAAUGUUGUUUCUCCUUCACAAGAGGGUCAAACAACUCUGUAAGUCAUCAAUUAGCAAAAUUUGCUAUAGAUUUGAAAGAUAUUGCUGAAUGGAAGUGUGACUUCCCAGCAUGGCUGCUAGAGCUAGCUCAAGCAGACUUGAAGGAGGAUAGACUCUGA